Erigeron canadensis is the source of this 1393-nucleotide messenger RNA. Its product is annotated as diaminopimelate epimerase, chloroplastic. Gene Ontology annotation, cellular component: cytoplasm; cytosol. NCBI's taxonomy places the organism in Eukaryota, Viridiplantae, Streptophyta, Magnoliopsida, Asterales, Asteraceae. The record is from RefSeq and is a predicted model, not a curated record. The transcript is spliced from 9 exons. The coding region runs from base 114 to 1211 and encodes 365 amino acids. Gene Ontology annotation, molecular function: diaminopimelate epimerase activity.
AUUACAAAAGACAGAAACAACAGUUAAACACUUCCCACGGGCUCAAACUUCUGCAUCCAGAUCACCUUCCCGCCGCCACCGCCGCAAAAAAGCCACCUAACUCCGCUACUAUCAUGUCCAUCAGCGCCGCCAUCGUCUCAUCCCCACUCACAAAUAUCCGAUCAAUCUCCACCACCACUUCCACCUCACCAUCCUCUUUCUCCCUCAUCAAUCAAUUCAAAUUAAACACCCCCAAAUUCCAAUCCAUCUCUCUAAUCCGAAACCCUAAUUUCAAACUAUCAGUUGGCGCAAUGAGUGUGACAUCUGAAAACUUCUCUCAGACGGCAUUCCUUGAUCGUAGAGAAUCUGGCGUUCUUCAUUUUGUUAAGUAUCAUGGCCUCGGUAACGACUUCAUUAUGGUUAAUAAUUUGGAUUCAUUGGAGCCAAAAGUGACACCAGAGCAAGCGGUUAAGUUAUGUGAUAGGAACUUCGGGAUUGGAGCAGAUGGAGUGAUCUUUGCAAUGCCUGGAUUGAAUGGAACCGAUUAUACCAUGAGGAUUUUUAAUUCUGAUGGUAGCGAGCCUGAGAUGUGUGGUAACGGAGUUCGUUGCUUUGCUAAAUUUAUUACAGAUCUCAAUAACUUGAAUGGAAGACAAAGUUUUACUGUACACACUGGUGCUGGAUUGAUCAUACCUGAGAUACAAGAGGAUGGGAAGGUUAAAGUUGACAUGGGUGAGCCAGUGUUGAAAGCAUCAGAUGUUCCCACUAAAAUACCACCAAAUACAGAUCAAUCUGUUGUGAAAGCCAAGAUUGGAGUAGACGGAGUAAACUGGAACGUCACAUGUGUCAGUAUGGGAAAUCCUCACUGUGUCACGUUUGGUACUGAAGAAAACGAGAACUUGGUGGUUGAUGAAUUGAAUUUGGCUGAUAUUGGUCCGAAAUUUGAGCAUCAUGCAGUAUUCCCUGCUCGAACUAACACAGAAUUUGUGCAAGUGUUUUCUCGCUCACAUUUGAAGAUGCGUGUUUGGGAGCGUGGUGCUGGAGCUACUUUGGCUUGUGGAACUGGAGCCUGUGCAGUAGUUGUUGCUGCAAUCCUUGAGGGCCGUUCUGAGAGGAAUUGUACCGUUGAUUUACCUGGAGGGCCAUUGGAGAUAGAAUGGAGGGAAGACGACAACCAUAUCUACAUGACAGGUCCUGCUGAAGUAGUAUUUUAUGGAUCUGUUCAGCUCUAGGAUUCAUAACAAUUGCAAAGUGAUUUCGAUAUUUAUCGAAAAGGUUUUGUAGUGUGAUCAUUUGAUCUAUUGUCACUUGUAAUGCUCUCAUUUUUAAAGAUUUGUUGUGUUGUAACAUUACCAACCGUAACAUCUUUGAUCUUUCUACGAAGUGGAAUUCCAAAGACUUCAUGCUGAGAAAA